CUUCAGCUUCUGUUGUUGAUUGUUUGCGGUUGCAUUUGCUCGCCGCCGCAAAUCACGCAAACCGAUUGAGUGAGAAUAGCCGGCAGGCAUUGCAGUUUUGCACUAAAAAAGCGAAAAAGGCAAAAAACGCAAAAGCUUCAAAAUCACAGCAAACGAACGCAGCACACAAAAAAAACUGAGACAAUCGCGCAACAAACCGUCAAUAAAAAACGUUGACAACAAAAGUCCAACGACGUGCUGUAAAACGUUCGUCUUUUGUGCAUAAAAACACAAAAAGCUGAAAUAUUCUAAACUCCAAAGUUAAAUAUCAACAUCAACGUCCUGUGUAUUUUGUUCGCGAUUCACUCAACGGCCAACAUGGCGGGUAAUAUCGUCAAAUGGUGGAAACAUAAAAUACUUGGUGGCUAUAAACAAUUUUCAGUUCAAGAAUGCACCACCGACUCGGAGGAGCUCAUGUACCAUCAGGUGCGCGCCUCUUCUUCCUGCAGUGCUCCACCCGAUUUGCUCAUGGUUAGUGAUCGUGAAAAUAAUAUACCGUUACGUUCACCUGUAGUCAAUAUAAUUGCAACGAAGACCACAACGGGGGCAACAACAACAACAACGGCAACAGCCAAUCACAGCAGUGGCGGCGGCGGUGGCGUGGUGCAAAAACAUCAUCAACAGCAUACUACAGGGCAACAGCAGCCACAACAACAGACACACAGAGAACAUCAACACCAGCAACAUUGUUCAAAAGAUGGUAAACAACAUCUGAAAUUGAGUAGCAAAAGUGCUGCUGCAAGUAAAUUUGUAAGCGUGCAGCAACAGUUGGCCGUUGCAAGCCAGCAGUCGCAGCAGCAACAGCAACAACAGGAUGAGAUUGAUGGCCAACAACAGACAGCGCAUCAGCAGCGGCACUCCUCACAUCAGCAUGGCGGCGGUGGCAACAAGGAGGAGCGCAUACGGUUGGAGGAGUUCACUUGCGACGUUUCCGUCGAGGGUGGCAAAUCCACACAACCACUACAGUUUUCCUUCACCUUCUACGACCUCGACGGCCAUCAUGGCAAAAUCACAAAGGAUGACAUUGUCGGCAUCGUCUACACAAUAUACGAAUCGAUCGGCAAGUCAGUGGUGGUGCCGCACUGUGGCAGCAAAACAAUCAACGUCCGCCUCACUGUCAGCCCCGAGGGCAAAUCAAAAUCAGCCGCAGCCGCCGCCGCCGCCGCUGCAACAACUGGUGGUGGUGGUGGCGGCAAGUUGAAAAAGAUGGCCAACGGCGCCGGUACUGGUGCUGGCAUAUUGGAGACAGCGACAAAGACAAACGCCAGUCACAGCGGACAUGGUCAUACACGUCGUCAGCAUCGCUAUCGGCCGCGCAAACUAAUUAAAUCGGAUGAUGAGGACGAUGACAGUAACAGUGACAAGGAAAAGGAAGCGCCGACAACUACAAGUGCCGCUGCAGCUGCUGCCUUGGCGGUUAACAACAGUGUGGGUGGUGGCGCAGUGGGAACGGCGGCGAUGGCAGCCACAACUGCAGGCGGCAAAUCAAAAAGUCAUUCCAGCGCCAGCAAGUACAAUAAAAUGAAGGCCUCAGCCGCGGCGGCAGCGGAGCAGCAGCAAUUGUGGUAUCAGCAGCAGCAGCAACAACAACAAGAGAUGGAGGGAAAUGCGGCAGACCAAGAGCAACAGCAAACACCACCACACAUCGUUGCUUCCGCUACUGGUGCUAGUGCUGAUACGACGGGCAUUUACCCACACGAGAAUCUCUAUGAGAAUAUGACUACAGCGAAUCUCAAAUGUUGCACGAAGGAUGCACCAUUGCUGAAAGUGGAAGAUUGUCGCGGCUGUGAGGCGACAACGACGACGACCACGUCAGUUGUGGCGAGUGGCGGUGCACUGCCACUUACGACGACCGGCUAUGGGCGCUUACCAACGGAUGUGUACAUGCGACAGGCGUCUACGCGCGUCAAAAUGCUACGCAAGGCGCGAAAACAAAAGUUUCAGGACCAUUGCCAUGAAACACGUCAGCGCAGCCUGUCGGUUGGCAGCGAAGCUUGCUGGUAUAAUCGACAUAUACAACAACAAGCACAGCAUCAAGCACAGCAACAGCAGCAGCCAGUAAAAUUGGAACAGCCGCAACAGCAACAGCCACAGCAGCAUCAGCAAUUAGGUGACGUUAUCGAUGGCGUUCAACUACGUAAUCCGCGCAAGAAUGCCACGACUGUCUCCUCCGCCUCAACAAUUUUGGCGCCACGGCAACGCAACUCUGCUGAAUGCUGGAAGACCGCAUUGAAUCGCAACGACUUGAUGAGCAUUAUACGGGAGAGCAUGGAGAAGAAUCGUUUGUGUUUUCAGAUGAGCGGGUAAGCGCUGGGU
Rhagoletis zephyria (snowberry fruit fly) is the source of this 2355-nucleotide messenger RNA. RefSeq names its product protein naked cuticle-like. Gene Ontology annotation, biological process: negative regulation of Wnt signaling pathway. NCBI's taxonomy places the organism in Eukaryota, Metazoa, Arthropoda, Insecta, Diptera, Tephritidae. Gene Ontology annotation, cellular component: cytoplasm. The record is from RefSeq and is a predicted model, not a curated record.